AAAAACUCAGAAGAAAAGGUUUUCCUUCACUUUCUCUUUCUCAUCCUCCAACCCCCCACCGUCGCCAACCAUGACAACAAUCAGUCUCCGGAAGGGAAACACCCGUCUCCCACCGGAAGUAAACCGCGUCCUCUACGUCCGCAACCUCCCCUUCAACAUAACAAGUGAAGAAAUGUACGACAUCUUCGGCAAAUACGGCGCAAUUCGCCAGAUCCGAAUCGGAACCAACAAAGACACUCGCGGCACCGCUUUCGUCGUAUACGAAGACAUCUACGACGCCAAAACCGCCGUCGAUCAUCUCUCCGGUUUCAACGUUGCCAAUCGGUAUCUGAUUGUUCUUUAUUAUCAGCAAGCGAAGAUGAGUAAGAAAUUUGAUCAGAAGAAGAAGGAGGAUGAGAUUGCUCGUAUGCAGGAGAAGUAUGGUGUAUCGACUAAAGAGAAGUAGUUGAUUAUAUUAUAUUCAGAACUUGAAGAACCAAACACACUGAGGAGAUUGACAAGGAACUGGGAAUGGGAAUUGAAGCUUUUGAAAAUUUAGGGCUUAGUUAUCCUUUAGUUUUGAAUGCUGAUUGGAAUAUUGUAUUGAUCUUUUAAUUUGCAACCGAAAGCUUUAAAGUGUUGUCGUCAGUAGCUUGCUAUAGAGGUGUAGCAGAGCGGCCUCUGGCCACUAUAAGGCACGCAUAGAGGAAUAUUUUAGUGUAGUAGAAGUAGAAGUUAUUGCGCAGCACCUCAGUUUAGUACAGUGGUGGAAUCAUUUAGUGCAAUCCCUUAAAUUUAAACACUGUGGUUUCUUGAUUGGGAUCAGAUAUUUUAAGAAUUUUGUAAUUUAAAGCACUAGAUCAGUGUUCUGGUUUCUUUCUCAAUUUGUCUCACUUCU
This is a messenger RNA of Vicia villosa (hairy vetch), 877 nucleotides long. Its product is annotated as splicing factor 3B subunit 6-like protein. The transcript has 2 exons. Lineage: Eukaryota; Viridiplantae; Streptophyta; Magnoliopsida; Fabales; Fabaceae. Gene Ontology annotation, cellular component: catalytic step 2 spliceosome; precatalytic spliceosome; U2 snRNP. Gene Ontology annotation, molecular function: RNA binding. The record is from RefSeq and is a predicted model, not a curated record. Gene Ontology annotation, biological process: mRNA splicing, via spliceosome. The coding region runs from base 71 to 445 and encodes 124 amino acids.